AUGUUACUAACAGUGAUUAUCCCAUUCACUAUUCUGAGACUUAUCUCUGGAGCUCCAGUAGAUAAGCCCAAUACUUGUCAAGUCAGAAUCACUCAUGGGGAAAGAACGUUACUCGAUGGGACCCUUACACCUGACCAAAUCAUGGACCUAAACGCAAAUAACCAAAAGGAGAAUCGAAAUCCAACUCAGAAAGAUGGUUCUUUGAUUUACUCUUGGGACAAAAACCAACUUGAUCAAACUGAAGAGAAGGAAUUAAUGGCAGCGCCAUUCAAAGCGACCAUGCAAGAUGAACAAGGUGAUGCUACUCGAACAUAUUCCUGUCAAGUAACUCCAUUCAAGAUAUCAAACGAUAUAAUUGAAUUCACUUUUACGAAAGAUGAUGAUCCAUGGUUGAUUGGACAUUUGACUGAUUUCGCAGAAAUGAGAUGUUUCGAAGAAUCUCUAGGACCUGUAAGUUCCCAUCAUCGCAAUACUCGCUUUGAUCGUACAAUGCUGUAA
Messenger RNA from Kwoniella shivajii, 498 nucleotides. RefSeq lists its product as uncharacterized. Bases 1 to 498 code for a protein of 165 amino acids. The transcript has 2 exons. The record is from RefSeq and is a predicted model, not a curated record. Lineage: Eukaryota; Fungi; Basidiomycota; Tremellomycetes; Tremellales; Cryptococcaceae.